This is a messenger RNA of Meriones unguiculatus (Mongolian gerbil), 3753 nucleotides long. It is a transcript of the gene Fan1, whose product is annotated as FANCD2 and FANCI associated nuclease 1. Gene Ontology annotation, cellular component: nucleus. Lineage: Eukaryota; Metazoa; Chordata; Mammalia; Rodentia; Muridae. The transcript is spliced from 14 exons. Gene Ontology annotation, molecular function: protein binding; 5'-3' exonuclease activity; flap-structured DNA binding. The record is from RefSeq and is a predicted model, not a curated record. Gene Ontology annotation, biological process: interstrand cross-link repair. The coding region runs from base 403 to 3402 and encodes 999 amino acids.
GAGAUCGUCUAGGAACGCCUGCGGCACUGUGUUCCCUCUGCUUGGGGCUGCGAACAGCCGCUGCCCGCCCUGUGGCCCCUGGUGCGUGGCCGCGGCGGGUUCCACUGCAGUGAGUUCAGGACAGCCUCGCAGAUGAGCGUCCUCUUUUUAAGACGAAUGCUUCUAGAAAGGGCUUGGAAGGAGAAGAAAGUGAACGAUAACGACACCAAAUCUUGUUUCUCUUUGCAUUAGCUCGCGGCGAGAGUUAAAAGUAAACCUUUGGGGUCCGUCACCGGGGUGGCCACUGUCAGAAACUGAUGAGGAGGCAGCAGGGACCUUUUAUCAACUCAAGCCAAGGGCGUGAAUCCUUCACCUGAGAUUACUCGAAUUUUCUUCUCGGGUCGCUUACUUUUUCUAAUAGUCAUGUCACAAAGGAAAUCACCCGACCAAAAAAGACCCCGCAGAAGCUUAUCUGCCAGCAAAACUACAAAAAGCCAAUCUCCUUCGAUUAUUUCGUAUUUUAACAGUGCACCACCUCCUAAGCUUGCGUGUUCAAUUUGUCAUAAAAUGGUGCCCAGGUAUGACCUAAUCAGGCACCUUGAUGAGUCUUGUGCUAACAACGGUGACGUAGUUCAGGUUGAUCCUGUUCACUCUGGUUUAACGAAUCCAAUCGUACCCAUGUCAGAUCUACCCAGUACUGCUUUAAAAAAAGUAACACCUCAGAAACUGUCAGCACGAAAGAGAAGUUUAGUCCCUGUCCAGUGUGGCUCAAAACUGGGCAUUCAACGGCAGACAAGUCCCUACUUUAAAGAUGAGAGCAGAUAUCAAAAUGAGCUUCCAAGUCAGAAUGUGGAAAUUAUGUCUUUGGGAAGUCUGUCGUCUAAAUUAUCCAGAAAAUAUGUAAAAGCUAAAAAAUCACCGGAUAAGAAUGAGGGACUAGCCAGUCACGGUUCACAGAGUUCCCCAUCCACACCUGGCACCAGCCUGGUUGAAAACUGUUCAGAGAUGGAGGACAAAGAUGAGGUUUUGAACACUUCCCAAAAGGAAAACAUCUUUUCGUGUGCGUCUCUAAAGGAAGAGAAUGCUUCAGGACAUGAGGUAAAGGGCAGUAAAACAAUGGAAGAUGAAAGCCAAAAAGCUUCCUUUGGGGAGCCAGCACCCACGCCUGCAUCUGCAGAUCAUGCUCCCAUAUUACGUUCAUCAGAUUUAACUCUUAGGGAGAACGUAAAGUCUGCUUCAGGAGACAGUCUUGUAAAGCAGGAGGAUGCCAGAGGGGUCGGGGUGGCCAUUGCUGGACAGCUUGAGGCAUGCAGCUAUGAAGAGACACAGAUGACUGUUGAUGCUGAGGUUAAAACAACCGUGUCGGGUGAUGACGUGAACUCAGACAGGCCCACGGACACUUCCAGGUUCUGUAACAACCAGGAGCUUCCUCGGGAGUACAGCUGUGGUGUGCCCAGUGAGACAGCCCAACCCCCACCCACUCCCCCGUACUACCUGAGGAGCUUCCUGGUGGUGCUGCAGGCCACCCUGGAGAACGAAGAGGACAUGAAGCUGUUCGAUGACCAGGAGAAGGGGAUUAUAAGCAAGUUUUACCAGUUGUCAGCUAGUGGUCAGAAGUUGUAUGUAAGACUCUUUCAACGUAAAUUAACCUGGAUUAAGAUGAGUAAAUUGGAGUAUGAAGAGAUUGCCUCAGACUUAACCCCUGUGGUUGAAGAAUUAAAGGACUUGGGCUUUUUACAGACAGAAUCUGAGUUGCAAGAACUGUCUGAUGCACUUGAACUCCUUUCUGCUCCUGAACUGAAAGCCCUGGCCAAAACCUUCCACUUGGUGAGUCCCGGUGGGCAGAAGCAGCAGCUGGUAGAUGCCUUUCUCAAACUGGCCAGACAGCGCUCAGUCUGCACUUGGGGCAAGACUCAGCCCGGAAUCAGAGCAGUGAUUUUAAAAAGAGCUAAAGACUUGCUUGGACCAUCACUGCGAGUCUGUAAAGGCCCCAGGGCUGUGUUUUCCCGCAUCUUGCUGCUCUUUUCGUUGACUGAGUCCAUGGAAGAUGAAGAAGCUGCUUGUGGGGGUCAGGGCCAGCUUUCUACGGUGCUAUUGGUCAAUCUGGGCCGAAUGGAAUUUCCUCGCUACACCAUCAGUCGGAAGACCCAGAUCUUCAGGGACAGAGAGGAUCUCAUCAGAUACGCAGCGGCUGCACACAUGCUGAGCGACAUCUCAGCUGCCAUGGCCAAUGGCAACUGGGAAGAAGCUAAAGAGCUCUCUCGGAGUGCGAAAAGGGACUGGGACCAGCUGAAAAGCCACCCUUCCCUGAGAUACCACGAAGCCUUGCCACUCUUUCUGCGCUGCUUUACCGUCGGGUGGAUUUACACAAGGAUUUUCUCUCGGGCUGUUGAAAUACUGGAGAGACUUCACAUGUAUGAGGAAGCUUGCGAGGAGCUUGAAAACCUCUUGUCUCAGAAAAUCUAUUGUCCUGACAGCAGAGGCCGCUGGUGGGAUCGCCUGGCUCUUAACCUGCACCAGCACCUCAAGCGUCCAGAAGAGGCAAUUAGGUGCAUCAGCAAAGGCCUAGCAGAUCCGGAAGUGAGGACGGGACACCGACUUUCACUUUACCAGCGAGCUGUGCGCCUGCGAGAGUCUCCCAGCUGCAGGAAAUACAAGCACCUCCUCAGCCAGCUGCCAGAAAUCGCGGUGGGAGAUGUAAAGCAUGUAACCAUCACGGGCAGGCUGUGCCCACAGCACGGGAUGGGCAAGUCUGUGUUUGUCGUCGAGGCUGGAGACGCCACCAACCCCACCACAAUCUUAUGUUCUGUGGAGGAGCUGGCGUUGGACCAUUACAGACAGAGUGGCUUUGAUCAGGGGAUCCAUGGGGAAGGGUCCACCUUCAGCACCCUGUGUGGCCUCCUGCUGUGGGAUGUCAUCUUCAUGGAUGGGAUACCAGAUGUCUUCAGAAAUGCCUACCAGGCGUCCCCGCUGGAUUUGUGCACCGACAGCUUCUUCUCAAGCAGGGAGCAGGCUCUGGAAGCCAGGCUGCAGCUGAUCCACAGCGCCCCUGCUGAAAGCCUACAGGCCUUGGUGAUGGAGGCAUGGCAGGCCCAGCAUGGCAGAGUGGCUGCUCUGGUCAGUUGGGAUCGCUUUACUUCCCUUCAGCAAGCUCAGGAUCUUGUCUCCUGCCUCGGGGGUCCUGUCCUCAGUGGCGUGUGCAGGCGCCUGGCUACUGAUUUUCGGCACUGCCGAGGGGGCCUGCCUGACUUGGUGGUGUGGAAUUCUCAGAGCCAUCACUGCAAGCUGGUGGAAGUCAAAGGCCCCAGCGACCGCCUUUCAUGUAAGCAGAUGAUCUGGCUGGAUGAGCUACAAAAGCUGGGCGCGGAAGUGGAAGUGUGCCACGUGGUUGCAGUGGGUGCUAAGAGCAAAGGUCUUGGCUGAGCCGUGUCACACUGGGACAUCUGGCCAUCCACUGGGACAAGAUCUUCAAGAGGAUAAAGCUGUUUCCACGGUUUCCCUGACACCUGAGAUCGGAGUGACUCAUCAUUGUAUCUGUAUGUCACAAAGUGUGACAUCUGCUGGAAAACCCUGGAUCCACGGUGGGUGGGAGGCCUUGAAAAUGUAGACGUUUGGAUGGGCAAAUGCUUCCUCAUUAUAGGCUUUUUUAAAAAGCCAGAGGAAAAAAAAUGAAUGUCAUGAACUUAGUUGACACUUUUAGGUUUUUUGUUUUCUUUUUUAAUGUAAUACAAAAAAUAUUUCUCUACUAAAUGCGCUGACAAUGCCGAUUCCUGA